UUUUUUUUUUAAAUAUAUAAAUUAGGGUUCUUGGUUUAGGGGUUUGAAAAGAUCGUCAAAUGGCUAAAGAGAUAGAUAAUUUAUGGAGAGAAGUGAGAGAAUUAAGCUUAGGAACUAAAAUCGAACGUCUUGAUUCGCCACCGUCUCCGGUGAAGUUUCUAAGAGACUACGUGUCUCAGAGCAAGCCUUGUGUAAUCUCCAACGCUAUUGCUCAUUGGCCGGCUUUAAAACUCUGGUCGGAUCCGGCUUACCUCUCCAGAGCUUUGUCGAAUGAUCUUGUUUCAUUACAUCUCACUCCUAACGGCUGCGCUGACGCCGUCACUCCUGUCGGAGAUAGAGAUGAUCUCUGUUUCGCUUCGGCUCAUGUGGAGAAAGUUUUGUUUCCGGAGGCUCUUCAGGCUGUUCAAUCGUCGUGUAAGGGGAAAAAGGUUGGGUAUUUACAACAGCAGAACGAUUGUUUCAGAACGGAGUAUUCGACUGUUGGUUUAGACUGUGACGGAGAUAUCUCGUGGGCUACGGAGGCGUUUGGUUGUUCGCCGGAAGCUGUGAACCUUUGGAUUGGCACUGAACACUCUGUGACUUCUUUCCACAAAGAUCAUUACGAGAAUCUAUACGCAGUUGUUUCAGGGGAGAAACAUUUCCUUCUCCUUCCUCCGACUGAUGUACAUCGCCUUUAUAUCGAACAGUAUCCAGCAGCCAAUUACUCUUACAAUCGAGAUACUGAAGCGUUCAAGCUUGAGGUUGGGGAGCCGAUGAGGCAUGUGCCUUGGUGUAGUGUGGAUCCAUACCCUUCAUCGGAGAAUGAAGCAAGUGAGAGAUUAAAGUAUCCGUUGUUCUUCAAUGGCCCGAAGCCGUUUCAUUGUACUGUCAAGGCUGGCGAGAUUCUUUACCUGCCAAGCAUGUGGUUUCACCAUGUUAGUCAAACCCCAGGAGAUGGUGGCUAUACCAUUGCAGUGAACUAUUGGUAUGACAUGCAGUUCGACAUCAAGUAUGCUUAUUUCAACUUCUUGCAAUCUUUAUCAUACAAGUCAUCUUCACUCAAUCCAAUUCUGUCUUGGAGAGAAGACGAAGAUUGGGAAUCCAGUGAUGCAGAGAGGAAUUCAGAUUAAAACUCCGGAACUGGCUACAUGGUCAACUCCUUUCCAGGGGGUCCCAAACAGAACUUUGAAACCGCAAAGCUUCAAGCAGAUCCCAUUCCCCAAAACCCCACCUGGAACCGAAGAUCUAUACUCUUCGCUGGAACAGGAAUCAACGUCAUGUGAUCACUGUUUGGGCUUAUGAGAAGAUGAGCUACAGUACACAUUAUGAAGUCUGGUAUAAGACUGACCUCGCUGUUUCCCUCAACUGUCUUUUUGAUAUCAUAUGGGGGCCUGAAAGUCACCCGCCACAUUUCGAAUAAAUGCCUAGCAGAGAUUUUUAUUAUUGACUUUUAUUAUCAUCAGCCAUAUUGCAAUGGAAAAUUACCAAAACGCCAUUUCUCUCUUUGUUGCUAUAAAGCAAGUUCACUGCCUAUGCCACAAUUUGGGGUUUGUUGGAAAAGAUUUUGUAUCUUUCGUACACUUAUGUUGGUAAUGGGGCUACUUUUUGGCAGCGAGUGCUAGUGAAUGCCAUAAAGCUCGGGUUUG
Camelina sativa (false flax) is the source of this 1625-nucleotide messenger RNA. RefSeq names its product 2-oxoglutarate (2OG) and Fe(II)-dependent oxygenase superfamily protein. Lineage: Eukaryota; Viridiplantae; Streptophyta; Magnoliopsida; Brassicales; Brassicaceae. The record is from RefSeq and is a predicted model, not a curated record.